Messenger RNA from [Torrubiella] hemipterigena, 1518 nucleotides. Lineage: Eukaryota; Fungi; Ascomycota; Sordariomycetes; Hypocreales; Clavicipitaceae. The record is from the annotation of a GenBank genome assembly.
AUGACUGGCCCACGUCACGGGUCCCCUGCUACCUUAAUACACCAGCUUUUCCCCGAUCCUCCUUCUUCUACUUCACCAUCCAACUCCGACGCUCGUUUAACCCAAAAUUCCGACGAUACAAAUAUCGCACACAAACACGCUUACAACCACCUUCGACGCCACCGUGCUCACCACUCCAACCGACACCUAGCUGCGACCGAACCUAAUCAGAAGGAAAGACCAGAGGAAACCGUUGGCAAGACUACAGGUGACGACGCUGAUGACUUCAUCCUUGUCGACGCCCAACCUGAAGCAGUAGCCCAGGAUCAGGAUUCACCCCCCUCAUUAGAGCUGCGCGCCGAUAUCAAGCCUGUAGAAAAGUUAAUCACCCGCGUCGUUGAAACGGUGUCGCUCAUUCAGUAUAUUGAUGGUCAUGGUUCGCCCCUCGAAGUUUCAACGCAGCCCGGUGUUCGCAACACUAUCGUUAUCGACCCCAAAUCUGGUGUUACCAUCAGCAUGUCAAAUCCUGACAUGACUUUGAACGCCGCUCUUCCUGGUGCCACCAGCUCACGACUGGAUCCGUCCAACACAAUCACUUCCACCAAGCUCAUACUCUCCACGUCAGCCUCCAGUGCACCCAUCAGCCUUGCUACAAAUGUACCCUCUCUAAACGGAACUGGUUUCCAUGGAAAUUCAUCGGCGCUUGGUAACAGUACUUAUUCCUUCCGGGCCCCUAGCUCGACAAACACCUCGACACGUCAAUACCUACUCUUUACAUCGUCAUCGCUCCAUCCGACCCGAACGCCCACCCUUACUCUUCUCAAUGUACCAGGUGCGACGAACUCUGACGAAAGUACAUCCUCUAGUGGCGACAACGACGGUGGCAGUGGUGGGGGCGUCAACUUGACUCCCACCCAAAAACAGAUGGUUGGUGGUAUUGUUGGCGGUGUUGCAGGUUUUGCCUUCUUGGCUUUGUUCGUCAUGCUACUCCUACGAUACAAGAAGAAGCGCGAUGGAUCUAUUACCCUUGGAGAGGAUAGAACUGAUAACCUUCGUGCCCUGCCAUCAUCGGCAUCCAACUCUGGCUCAGGAGCUACGCAACCUAUGGCUGAGCGCAGUAUGGCGUCUGCCGCUGUCAUGGGUGCUAUGUCCAACUUGGUAGGCUCGAAGCGACCCCCUCCCCAACCCAUGGCUGGCGAGAAAAGUUUCUACAGAGUGUCUGGCCGCAAGCUGCCCUCUGUACUUGUUGCUGGUGGUGAUGGCUAUACGGAUCCCCGCGCCAGCGUUAUGAGUGGACAUUCUGACUACUCACAACACUCUGACGCAUCUGACCCAUUUCAUCCAUCAUCCUCCAAGUUUACCCUUGGUACGCCUAUGCGUCCUAUUAGCGGUAUCCCUAUCAUGCGCUCUGGACCAGCAAAGACCCCAACUGCCGAAAGAAACCCAUUCGCAGACCCCCUUCCCUACCAAGAUUCGCCGCCACGCAGCGUCGACUCGAACAGUAGCAACCGGGGCUCUCGCUUCCAGGAGCGUAUGUAA